ACGUCGCCAGCGAGUGCUACGUUGUAUGUAUUGCCUAGUAUGGAGGUCUCUCGGAGCAAAGAAUGGUGCUAGGCACAGCCAGCCGCUGGUCAACGUCAUUCCUCAGGGCACAAGCCUGCCCGCGCCCCCGGAAUAGCACAAGGACGACGGCCGAACGGGUUGUGGGCAAGGGAAUGCCUGCCGUCUCGAGUUAUGCUAUUCCUAGCACAGCACCGUGAUCCGACACCAAAGGGAGUAGUAGACAGCCGCAAGGGACGGAUUUGGGACAAAGGGAACGACAAAGAGUCAACUGACUGAUGACUGGUGAUAGAUCACAGACCACUUCGAGGGAGAGAAGAGAUAUGGAAUCGCAGGGCGACCGAGUCCGAGUCAAGUCAGGGCAAGUAAAGUUAGUAAUCGCUGACCGACUCAUUUAUCUCAACCCACGGACUUGAUCCUUUAUGGCAGCCGGUCCAGGCGAAAACGAUUUCCCCAGCGGCGGCAAUCUUAAAAUCUGUACCCGACUGCGUCGCUGUCUCAACUGCAACGGAGGCAUGUUGCCAUUCUGGGGUCGCGGCUCCUGGACCCCGGCCGUUGUGCCUUACACAGUAUUUCAUAGCGCAUUCAUACCUAGACAAGGCUUCAUAGUGACAGAUCCGAGACUCUUUAUCCUUUAUCCGCACACAAACAUGGGGCUUGACUAAUAUGGGAGAGCGGCCUAGCAGCAAGCCGCCGAGUCGGAACCAAGAUUAUAGCAAUCAGAUACACGCAGGAAAUCGGCUUCGACAGCAAGGGUGGCGUGCGUUCGAUGAUUUCGAUGCGUCUUCUAGUCGUGCAGUUUAUCUUGUUACUGGGUCGACGCCUGGCCUACGCUGGAACGGGCUCAUCAUCACAACGGGACGGCAGGACGGCGGGACGCAUCUCAGGCCACGGCUCUUAUGUUGACGCCCUCACCGCUUCUUGGUUCCCCGGCCGCGAUGAUGUAACCCGGGAGCCGGUGCCUCGUGCGCGUGGGAGGGAGAGUGGGAGUGUGGCAGGUCGAGUGCGUGAAUGCCAGGGGGUGGAUCGUUAUGCGAACCCGAGGUUUUGUGCUUUGUGCAGCACACGCGCGCCAGACUACGUCCAUAGCAAGACUUCCACUUCCAGCGAGUGCCGGCCGUAACAAAGCAAGGCACAGCAAGGCACUUCCAGGGAAGGGCAGGUUGUUGGUGGGUAAGGUCUUGGGCUUGUGGGUGGAUAAUCCCAGCGAGGGC
Messenger RNA from Ilyonectria robusta, 1232 nucleotides. RefSeq lists its product as uncharacterized. The coding region runs from base 788 to 1141 and encodes 117 amino acids. The record is from RefSeq and is a predicted model, not a curated record. NCBI's taxonomy places the organism in Eukaryota, Fungi, Ascomycota, Sordariomycetes, Hypocreales, Nectriaceae. The transcript has a single exon.